Monomorium pharaonis (pharaoh ant) is the source of this 9282-nucleotide messenger RNA. RefSeq names its product protein expanded. The coding region runs from base 2098 to 7164 and encodes 1688 amino acids. Gene Ontology annotation, molecular function: nucleic acid binding. The transcript is spliced from 2 exons. Lineage: Eukaryota; Metazoa; Arthropoda; Insecta; Hymenoptera; Formicidae. Gene Ontology annotation, biological process: DNA integration; positive regulation of hippo signaling. The record is from RefSeq and is a predicted model, not a curated record. Gene Ontology annotation, cellular component: cytoplasmic side of apical plasma membrane; cytoskeleton.
UUUUAUGUAAAUUGUGCAUUUUUAUUAUUCUGUAGAGGAAAUAACUCUGAUUUUAUUUGACGAACAAAAUACCAAACCGAUAAAAUUCAUAUACUCUCGUAAACAAAUCCUAUUACCUUAAUAAUUUAAUACGUAGAAUUAUAAGAGAAAUUAUUUUAUGUAAGAACAAAAUCAUUUAAUUUUACUUAAAAAAGAAAUUGACCUUUAUCUUUUUGGUUAAUAACUUUAUAACACAAAACAGACGAUACUAAAAGCCUUCGAGAUGUGCGAUUUUAUAUGAUUUUAAUAAAUCUAUUUAAAUCUCUCUCAAUCAACUUUCUUUCUUGAUUGCGUUAUAUUUUAUAAUUUAAAGUACAAAAUUGGAAAGUAUUGAAGAAUUUAAUUUCGGCAUUGCGUGCACUGAAAUGGCUGUUCGAAGGAAUAGACAAGUUUCAUGUUAUGGAUCUAUUUUCUGUGACGGAAGAAAGUGACGUAAACAGAGAAAUUGCGAAAACAUUAAACUAGCGAGAUGUCCAGGCCUCUUGACUAAUCGUCAAGUUUUUCUGCAUACCAUACGGCUCACGUUCAUCGCUACCCUCACCAAUCGUGACAAGCCGGUCCGACUGGUGGUCCCCUACCACCAUGGAUAAAGCCUUCCCGGGUCCUCAAAGAGCCCUACGAGAUCCCACCUCACCCAUCCCUUCUACAUUCCAGCGGGGCACCAUCAUCGGACUCGGUUGAGUUGGCAGGUCUUGAGACAUGGCGAGAGCCAUAGCAUGACAAGAAAAAAUGCACCUGAAAAACAAGUAUAAGAAAGAAAGGUAGCUCACACUCCCUGCAUGCGCGCGUUAUGGCCUGUGCGAUUCGCGGUGGGUCUUGCGAUCUAAAACCGAGGCCCAACUUUUGCCUUCCGUUUCUUUCAAUGAACUUCAACUCCUUUCCCUUCUUUCUAGUUCGUUUUCCUUCUGUUCCGUGAUUUCUAUUUUUCUCCUCUUUUCAAUUCUCUUGUUUCUUUCACAUUUCCCGUAAUCUUUCUCGAUUGAUGAAACAGUAUGGCUGUUUGAGUUCGUGUAAAUCUAGUAAGUAGGCUGCGGUAAAAUGUCACUAGUGGUAUAAGCGUUGACUUUGUUGUUCACGGGUUGGCAGAAGUGUGUUAGGAGCGUGCGUGAGAGAGUAGUAUUAGUAGUUGAAAAAGAAUAUGGCGCCAAAGUAAGACCAUGAGCUCGCCUUGUAAAUUUCAAGCAAAUAAAGAAAGUUUAAACCGCAAUAAGGAGACGUCAUUUAAGUAACAGCAUUUUCCAAGAAACGUCGACAACCAGCGUUCACAGGAGUGAACGCGGCAGUAAAAGAGCAGCAAAAACAUUUGGUCCUUCGAGCCGGAUCCUGGGCGACGAGACCGGGAUCGAAAGGGCGGCAGGUCUGGUUUCAGACCACAAGGAGCAGCCCGACCUUGGAAGCGAGCGAAGCAAGUGUCCUGGAUUGCUGCCAGGGACAAUUCAGAGGCGUCAUAAAUUCGAGUAAGGCAAGCCAGAAAGACGCGGACGAGUACAUGUUACCCGGCGUGGUCGAAGCCAUUAGACUCGGCGCGCGGGAACGUCCAUUUUACCCGGCGUGGUAGAAGCCAUUAUACUCGGCGCGCGGGAACGUCCAUGCUGCCCGGCGCGGUCGAGUACAUUAUACCUGAGGGACGAAUACGUUCGCGCAGACACACGGACGACGCACGGACGACGCCAUCACCACGUGCACGCAGUUUGGCGGCAAGAGCAAUCCGCUGGUGACAACGCAGAGACGACAACAGCAGCGGAAGUAAUCACAAGCGGGCACGAGGGGGAGCAGCAGAGAAAAUCCGUGGAUGACAACGUGAAGACGACAGCAGUACGAGACGAGCAGACAAGCGUGCGCCUCCUACAUAAGCGAUAAGUAAAGGACAUUGCGAACAAUAGCAAAUUCAAGGGACAAAUUCUUAAAUGUAAGGAUUUUCAAGUCAGUUAUUAGAAGCGUUUUCAAGUCAGUUCGUUAUAAGAAUUUAAUCAGUUCGGUACAAGCAUUUUAAGUCAGUUCGUUGUAGCAUUUGAUGUUAGUUGAAUUACGUGGCGCGUGAUAAAUUAAAUAAUAAGUAUGGAGAAUAAUCCGGAAAUAGCAAAACUGAAACAGAAAAAAAGGAUAGCGAAGGCUAGCUUCACGAGAGCAGAGAAUUUUUUAAGAACCGUAGAGCCGGACAGGGUUAAGGUAGACGAAGUAAAUUUAAGGUUAAAAAAGUUAGAAGAAGCUUGGAAGGCUAUUGAGGAAAGUUUAACAGAAUUAGCAAUUUUUGAAGCAUUUAGUGAAGAGCAGGUAGACCAGGAGUUGGUCGAGCAAGAGGAAAGGUAUAUAGAGUUAAGGUUAUUCGGAGAAAGAUUAGUGAGAGACCGAGUGAGACCAGCCUUCGCUGAAAAUAACCUAAACCAAGCAGUCGAUGUAUUGGAGAAUCAAAGAAUACGCAAUAAUGACAACCAGGUUAAAUUACCUAAAAUUGAAUUGCCAGUGUUUUCCGGAAAAUACGAGGAUUGGCAUUCCUUUUACAAUACGUUUCAGUCAUUAAUACAUUCUAACCAGUCUAUAAAUGAGAUUCAAAAAUUCCAUUAUUUAAUAUCUUCAGUGAAGGGCGAAGCGGCCGAAACUAUAGCAUCUUUAGAAAUAUCUGAAGCCAAUUAUAGAGACGCUUGGUUUAGGUUAAAGGAGCGUUACGACAUUGAAAGAUUCGCGGUUCAAAAUCACAUAAAGGCAAUAUUUGAGCUACCUACGCUAAAAAAGGAAAAUAGUAUAACUCUGCGCAGCAUAUUAGACGGUAUAUUGAAGCACAUUCGUGCAUUAGCGGCUUUAAAACGACCCACGAGUCAGUGGGAUGAUUUAUUAAUUUAUGUCAUAACGAGUAAAUUAGAUUACAUCACAACAAAGGAAUGGGAAAGCCACGUGGAUGCUCAACGUCUGCCUACGUUCCAAGAGUUAAUUGAAUUUUUAACCAAGCGAUGUCAGAUGUUGGAGGCUGUGGCCAGAAGGAAUCCAUCCAUGCCAAAGGUUGAUAAUUCACGCUCGGCUAGUCAAGAUCGUUUAAAGCAAGUAAAGGCGUUGAGGCUUUGCUUGAAUUGUCUAAAGGGUAAGCACAUGGCAAAGGACUGUUACGCGGGUGGCUGUAAGAAAUGCGCGAAAAAGCAUAGCACUUUGUUACACGAGGUUCGCGAAUCUUCAAAGGAGGAUAAGACUGAGAAAAAUAGUUUAUGUGUGACACAGCAAGUUAACCAAGACAAAUCAGUUGAUACUAUAAACGCGUGUUCUCAAGUAGUGGAGUCGGUAGGAGCAUAUCAGGUAUUAUUAUCUACAGCAAUAGUUAAAGUCAAGGACCACACGGGUCAUUACAAAGAAGGCAGAGCAUUGUUAGAUAGUGGCUCUCAAUCUAGUUUCAUAACGGAAGAAUUUGCUAAGGCGUUAAAAUUGAAAACCGUUGAUGAGAAAGUAAUGAUAAAAGGGAUAAACCAAAUCGCGUCAAAGUCAACCAAAACCGUAAAUUUAAAAAUAGCAUCCCGUUUUGGCACGUUCGAAAGAGAUUUAAGUUGCAUCGUACUUCCUAAAAUUACGCAAAAUCUACCUACGGUUUCAAUAAGCACGACGGCGUUAGAGAUACCAAGGAAUAUUAAGUUAGCGGAUCCUAGUUUUAAUGUAUCAAAUAAGAUAGAUUUAUUGAUUGGAGCGGAAAGUUUUUGGGAAUUAAUCUGUAUAGGGCAAAUAAAGUUAGGCGUAAAGGGCCCCAUAUUACAAAAAUCAUUAGUCGGGUGGCUAGUCACGGGACCAAUAGGCGAAGUUAAAUCUAACAAGCGAGUACAAACCCAAUGCAAUUUGAGUACAAUGGCAGCAUUAAAUGAGACCAUGAAUAAGUUUUGGGAAACAGAAAAUUAUAAGGGAAGUGUAGCGACAAAUGACGAGGAGUCAUACGUGGAAGGACAUUUUUUAGAAACGUAUAAGCGUCAACCGGACGGAAGGUUUAUUGUUCAAUUACCGAUCAAAGAAGAAGGGAUAGAAUUAUUAGAAGACUCCCGAAAAGUAGCGUUAAGGCGACUGCUAGCUUUAGAAAGGAAAUUUGAAAGGCGUCCAGAAUUUAAGACUGAAUAUGUUAAAUUCAUGCGCGAAUACGCUCAAUUAGGUCAUAUGAAGCGAAUAGAGAAUCACGAUAGCGAUAAAUUGCGGGUCUUCUUACCACAUCACGCCGUGCAAAACGAAGAUAGUAAAACCACAAAAACGCGGGUGGUGUUUGAUGCGUCUAGUCGAUACGCUAAGGGAAGGUCGUUGAACGACGCAUUAUAUAAGGGACCGGUAGUUCAAACGGACUUAUUCGAAUUAAUUGUACGCUUUAGGGCAUAUAAAUAUGUUUUGUGCGCGGACAUAAAAAAGAUGUACAGACAAAUCUUGGUGAAUAAGGAACAAACGCGUUUACAAAGUAUCCUGUGGCGGGAAGAGGUUAAUUCAGAGGUGGAGGAAUACGAGUUACUGACCUUAACGUACGGGACAAAACCUGCUUCAUUUUUAGCAACCAGAUGCCUAAAGCAAUUAGCGGAAUUAGAAAAAUCGGAUUAUCCAAGGGCCGCGGAGAUAGUCAACAGAGAUUUUUACAUGGACGAUUUAAUAACCGGCGGGAAUUCAGAAUCCGAGAUAAGAGAGCUAAAAGGGGAAGUAACGGAGUUGUUAGCGCGGGGAGGGUUUGAAUUACAUAAGUGGAAUUCGAACAUUUUAAUAAAUAAGCUAAGUCAGACUGAAGAUGAGGCUGUGAGUCUAAGCAAGGAGCAGGAAUCCAGACUGUUAGGAGUAUUGUGGAAUCCAUGCAAGGAUACAAUUUAUUAUAAGGUAUCACUAAACGAUAACGAAGCACGUGUAACAAAGAGAGCUAUGCUGGCACAAAUUUGCCGACUAUUCGAUCCAUUAGGACUUGUAGGGCCUGUCAUAGUAUCAGCUAAAUUACUCAUGCAAGAAUUAUGGAGUCUAGGCGUAGAUUGGGAUGAGUCGGUGCCAAUGCACAUACAAAAGGCGUGGGAGAAAAUAAGGUCACAACUGUGCAUGCUUAAUAGCUUAAAUAUAGUUAGAAAGGUAAUCUCAGGAGAUAAAAACUGUCAAGUAGAAAUACAUGGAUUUUGUGACGCGAGCGAGAAGGCAUAUGGAGCAUGCAUAUAUAUACGUGAACAAAACGAACGAGGGGAGGUAACAGUCUCAUUGCUAUGCGCGAAGUCGCGUGUGGCACCUAUCAAGGCGCUAUCAUUACCGAGGUUAGAGUUGUGUGGAGCCGUGUUGCUGGUAGAUUUGAUGGAAAAGAUAAUAAAAUGUCUCGACUUAAAGAUGCAAAAAAGGUUUUAUUGGACUGACUCUUCGAUAGUAAUGGCAUGGCUGGGCUCCCCGGCUAAAAAAUGGCAAGUGUUCGUAGCCAACCGUGUUAGCAAUAUUCAUGACAAAUCCUCAAUUUCUGAGUGGCGACAUGUGAGAUCCAAAGAAAAUCCCGCUGAUGUCAUAUCAAGGGGCACCAUGCCCAAGCAAUUAAUGCAGCUAAAAUUGUGGUGGGAAGGACCUCAAUGGUUAAAAGAAAAUGAAAGUUUAUGGCCUAAGGAAAGAGAGGAAUUGUCAGCUGAACAGAUACCGGAAAGAAAAAGACAAGCGGUGAUAGCGUUAGCGAAAAUAGACGAAGCAUUUAUAGAAUACCAAAGAUUUUCUUCAUUUAACAAAUUGUUGCGAGCGUUAGCAUAUGUAAUAAGGUUUAGCAGGAAUCUAAAGAGUAAAAAGGAAGAACGCGAAAGAGGGCCGAUUACGGUUAUAGAAGUUAAUAAAGCAAAGUUAGCAAUAGUCAAAUUGACACAAGAAGAAGUGUUCCAAGAAGAUUUGAGGGAGUUGAAGAGUGGCAAGAUUCACAGAAGAUCCAAGUUAGCAGCUUUACAUCCUUUCCUGGACAGCCAGGGAAUAUUAAGAGUAGGAGGAAGAUUAAGACACGCUCUGAUAGACGAAGAAAGAAAGCACCCUAUAUUACUGCCAGCAAUACAUCACGUUACAACAUUGAUCAUAGUGCAUCAUCACGAGAGACUUUUUCAUGCAGGAGCUCAAACGACAUUAAACUCAGUACGAGAAGAAUUUUGGCCGAUCUUUGCGAAGAGCCGAGUAAAAAAGGUGAUUCGUAAUUGCGUGACAUGCCGGAAGGCUAACCCUAAGCCUAGCUGGCAGCUGAUGGGCGAGCUGCCGUCAGUUCGAGUCAACAUCAACAGACCCUUCUUAUGUUCAGGAGUGGAUUACUGCGGACCAUUUCAUGUUCGAGAUCGGGUCCGGCGGAAUAGCAAAAAAUAUAAAGCAUACGUGGCCAUAUUUGUAUGUAUGACUACAAAAGCGGUGCAUAUUGAACUGGUUGAGGAUAUGACAACGGAAGCCUUCUUAGGUGCUUUAAAAAGAUUUACCGCACGAAGAGGUAAAGUUCAAGAGAUAUACUCUGACAACGGAACGAACUUCGUUGGGGCCGACCGGGCAUUGCAGCAGAUCCUGGAAGCAGAAGAAUUUAAAAACACGGUACAAGAAUUUGCAACAAGCGAAAGAAUAGAGUGGCAUUUUAUUCCACCAAGAUCGCCGCACCAAGGAGGUCUAUGGGAAGCGGCGGUGCGUUCAAUGAAGUUACAUUUAAAACGAACGCUAGGUGAUGUCUCCCUCACAGUAGGAGAAAUGUUCACUGUACUAGCUCAGGUGGAAGCUAUAUUGAAUUCGAGGCCGAUAACAGCUUUAUCCGAAGAUCCGAACGACCUAAGAGCGCUGACCCCAGGUCAUUUUUUGAUUGGGGAAAGCCCUCAAGCUUAUCCUGAAAGGAAUUUAGAGGAGGUUCCCGCAAAUCGUUUAUCCAGAUGGCAACAUGUGGAAAAAAUUCGGCAGCAAUUAUGGAAACGAUGGCAAGGCGAAUACCUAUCAACCUGUCAGCAAAGAAGUAAGUGGAACUCCGAAAGCAGUACCAAGUUUCAGGUAGGACAGUUGGUGAUGUUGAAGGAGAGUGAAAGCAUGCCGUUGAAAUGGACUCUUGCCAGAAUUACAGAAGUACAUCCAGGGGCGGAUAAAAUCGUCCGAACGGUUACUGUGCGUACCAGAAAGGGUGUAUAUAAGAGAGCAAUUGUCAACAUUUCGCCGAUAUUUGAGGACUAAACAAUGGUAGAAUUUGAAAGAUUAAUGUAUUUGUAUUUCCGUUUAUCUUAAUGUAGGUUUUCUUUAUUCCUUUAUACGUCCUAUUUGUGUGUUUGUAUCUUUACAAAUAUUUCUAUUUGUCAAGGCGGGCGGCGUGUUUGAGUUCGUGUAAAUCUAGUAAGUAGGCUGCGGUAAAAUGUCACUAGUGGUAUAAGCGUUGACUUUGUUGUUCACGGGUUGGCAGAAGUGUGUUAGGAGCGUGCGUGAGAGAGUAGUAUUAGUAGUUGAAAAAGAAUAUGGCGCCAAAGUAAGACCAUGAGCUCGCCUUGUAAAUUUCAAGCAAAUAAAGAAAGUUUAAACCGCAAUAAGGAGACGUCAUUUAAGUAACAGCAUUUUCCAAGAAACGUCGACAACCAGCGUUCACAGGAGUGAACGCGGCAGUAAAAGAGCAGCAAAAACAAUGGCUCUCACGAGUUUAUUAAUUAUAAAUAUUUGUAUGAUUUAUAUAUAUAUAUAUAUAGAAUUUUGAGGAAUGAGUUUGACUCGCUGGGAAAUUUCCAUUAAAGAAAUAUAUUUUAAUUAUGAAAGUACUUUUUUCAUUAACAAAGUACGCCAUUUAUUGACCAUUUAUGCUCUGAUAACUUUAAUUUAUUUCAGAUAAUACGUAUAUCUAAAGGACGUCGAAAAGACAUGUUGAAGACAUCUUUUAAACAUGAAUAUUAUCUGGGAUCUUUUUCAUAAAUUCAUAUUUAAUAAUAACAAUAGGAAGAAGUAAGGAAACAUUAGAUUUUCUGCUUGCUGUGUCAGCGCGCAGCAAAUUCUAGCUGAAUGGAAGACACGAGUGUGCAAAUAAUUGAGAGAGGGAACGAGUGCGUGUGCAAUAAAACGUGCAUAUAAAUACAAAAGGAGUAGAGAUAGAUAAAUACCAUUGAUAGAGAGACAGAGGUAUGCGAUAAAUGAGAGAGAUAAUGGGUUGCCGUACGGCGAGGAUGGAGGAGGAGAAUGACGAGCGCCAAAGAAAGGAGGCGGCCGGAUAGAGCAGAGAAAGAGAAGAAACGGGCGGAAGGGGGAAGCGCGGAGGAGAGAAAGAAAAAAAAAAGGAGAACGGGGCCCCGGGUAAGACGGGUAGCCCGAUGAUUUGUAUAAGGCCUCUCGUAUUCCAUCUCCCGGUCGAGCAUCUCCGUCCGUCCGUCCGGCGCGGCGGCGCGCAGGCAGCAGCGUACGGCUCCGCGCCGCCGUACAGGAAUGUGGAAGGAGGAUGCCGAGGACAGGGAUCGUUGGCACACGACGUGGUGGAGGAGGGGGCGAAAAGGUCCGUUCUCUAGCGCGGAGGGGAGAGGACGGCAGAAAAUACGCGCUCCGGCGCAGGUUCAAGGGAUAUAUAUCGCGGCGAGGUUAAAGCUGCGCGUCACAACAGGGCCUCAACGUCUCUUCUCUCUUUCUUUUUCUCUCUUUCUCUCUCUUUCUCUCUUCCUCUUUUCGUAUCCUCUUCUCUCCUCGUAUCCUUCGCGCCGUAUGUCACAUCCUGCUCCGGCGAACCGCGCCGGCCACCGCGAGCAACACCUUCUGCGCCGAGCAUCAGCGAAAGCCUUUGAUUUCGUUAGAGGAGAAACCUGCUUUCCGCUCCUUCGUUCUUUCUUUUUUUUUUUCAUUCCCUUUUUUGCAACGCUUUUUUCUAUCCCGCUCCAUCGGAGUUGGCCGAUCUUAGUUGCAAUUACUCUUUGAUUCCGAUUCGAGAAAUCUUUGUAUCUCUUUUCCUCCCUUUAUUAUUUUCUCUUAAUUAAUCGGUUAAGUUUUUCCCUAUUUUUCUCAUUCUCUUUUCUCGCCUUCCAAUUUUUAUUUGUCAAAAUUACGUUUCGUUCUUUAUAAUGGAGAGUCUUGAGUAUAAAUUCGAUAGGCCAGAAUUGGCACACGUUUGCAAGAUUCCUUGCAAGAGACCUCUUGUCUCUGAUUUGGCACGUUUAAAAGUACGCGUUUGAUGUAGAACGAAGACCAAAUCCGUGGAAGCUAAUAAGAGUGCGAGGUAGAAGAGAGCAGCUCAGAUCUCCCUUUUCUUCAGCGGGAUGAUCAAGGCAAUCAGAGAUGAUUACGAGUGUAAUUAUGGUUAUAGCACAUCGCCACACCAUACUGCAGUGAAAA